AAAGUUUAAGAGUGCUUUACAGGGGAGACUCACUUCUUUUUGCCUCAACCUUUCCAUGCUGACGGGAUGUUACGAGCUUUGCUGCUUACACUCUCUGUAGUUGCCAUUGCUCAUGCUGAGCUCUGCAAGCCAGAUGCACAGAAUGCUUUCAAAGUACGGAUUAGUAUCAAAACAGCUUUGGGAGAUAAUGCAUAUGCCUGGGAUGCUAAUGAAGAGUACCUCUUCAAAGCAAUGGUGGCUUUUGCAAUGAGAAGAUAUUCCAGCAAGAGCACAACUCAAAUUUCCAAUGUGCUGCUCUGCAAUGUGACAGACCGGGUGUCCUUUUGGUUUGUGGUCACAGAUUCUUCCAAAAACGUGACAACUGUUCCUGGGAGUGAGGUAGAAGCAGCCAUCAGGAUGAACCGGAACAGAAUCAACAAUGCCUUCCUACUGAGUGACAAAACACUGCAGUUCCUGAAGAUAACCUCAACCUUAUCACCUCCUGUUGAACCCUCUACGCCUGUCUGGCUUAUUGUAUUUGGUGUUGUUCUUUGUCUCAUUGUGGCUGGGAUUGUUUUCCUCAUUAUUUCAGGGAUUCGGAAACACAAGAAAAAGAAUAAAGAGUCAACAGAGAGAGAAAAUUUAGAAGAGAAAGUUGAAGUGACACUAGAAAAUGGGAUUCCUUGUGAAGCGCUGGAUAUAAAAGCAGGCCACGUUAAUGGAGUCUUUGCAGCAGAUGAUGAACGGUUCACAUCCCUAUGAAAUGCUGCCACUGCUCUGGUGGUUUUCUGACAGACUCCUGUGCCUGCCUUUCCUCGUCACUACUCCUGAAUGUCAAACAUGAAGACAAGAAAAAUGUCCUUUCACGUAAUUUCCCUUGAGAGAACCUUUUGCUGAUAACACAUACUCUUGAACCUCCACUACAGUUCUUUUUCACGAGCAACGCAAAUAAGAAGGCCUCAGAUAAUAUCCAGAAAAGAUUUCCAGAAGUGUGGCACAACAGGGUUGGAACCUGCCUUGUGCCAGGCAUCUCAUUUUUAAUACAUCCAUUGUUUGUUUUUCCCAGCCAUAAAUGUGAAACUGCAUUAUUCCUGAAUGUCACUGGGGAGAUCAUCUAUAAUUG
Molecule: messenger RNA, 1102 nt
Organism: Ficedula albicollis (Collared flycatcher)
Lineage: Eukaryota; Metazoa; Chordata; Aves; Passeriformes; Muscicapidae
Gene: CLTRN
Product: transmembrane protein 27
Exons: 6
Coding region: 67-741 (224 amino acids)
Source: RefSeq, a predicted model, not a curated record